Coccomyxa subellipsoidea C-169 is the source of this 849-nucleotide messenger RNA. Its product is annotated as methionyl aminopeptidase-like protein. The annotation marks the transcript as partial. The record is from RefSeq and is a predicted model, not a curated record. Gene Ontology annotation, biological process: proteolysis. NCBI's taxonomy places the organism in Eukaryota, Viridiplantae, Chlorophyta, Trebouxiophyceae, Coccomyxaceae. The transcript is spliced from 6 exons. Gene Ontology annotation, molecular function: metalloaminopeptidase activity.
UUGAGGCCACACACAGUGUCCCCACGCCUGGCCGUGCCACAGCACAUACCCCGGCCCCCAUAUGUGGACACUGGGGAGAAUCCAUGGUUUGAUGACAUCCAAGUACAUGACGCGCAGGGUGUACAAAAGAUGCGAGCAGCGGGCAGAUUAGCAGCUGAUGUGCUGGAGCAUGCUGGCACAUUGGUAAAGGCCGGAAUAACAACUGAUGAGAUUGACAAGGCGGUGCACCAGAUGAUCAUUGACAAUGGAGCCUACCCUUCUCCCCUAACGUAUGGAAAUUUUCCAAAAAGUGUCUGUACCUCGGUCAACGAAUGUGUCUGCCAUGGCAUUCCAGACGCGCGGCCACUUGUGGAUGGAGAUAUUAUCAACAUUGACGUGACCAUAUACCUCAAUGGGCACCAUGGAGACACCUCAAGGAUGUUCUAUGUCGGGAAGGUUGAUGACAAGGCGCGGCGGUUGUGCGAGGUGACGCAACUUGCCAUGGAGAGCGCCAUUGCUGAGUGUGGGCCAGGUGUCCCUGUCAGGCACAUCGGCAAGGUAAUUCAUGCCAUUGCGGACAAGCACAAGUACGGCGUGGUGAAGGAGUUUGUGGGUCAUGGAGUGGGGAGAGUGUUCCAUUCUGCCCCACACGUGAUGCACUGCAGAAACAACGAGCCUGGAGUGAUGCAGCCGGGGCAGACAUUCACCAUCGAGCCAAUGCUGACGGAGGGUGACACAGCCUGGAAGAUGUGGAAGGACCAGUGGACAGUGGUGACAAAGGAUGGCGGGCGCACUGCACAAUUUGAGCACACCAUCCUGAUCACCAAGACCGGCCAUGAAAUCCUCACAACCUGGCCAAGCAAGCGAUGA